GCACAGAAAUCAUGGAUAGAAAGAGCAUUUUACAAGAGGGAAUGUGUUCAUAUCAUACCCAGCACCAAAGACCCCCAUAGGUGUUGCUGUGGGCGUCUAAUAGGUCAGCAUGUUGGACUUACUCCAAGCAUCUCCAUUAUUCAGAAUGAGAAAAAUGAAAGCAGGCUUACUCGCAAUGACAUCCAGUCAGAGAAGUGGUCCAUCAGCAAGCACACACAGCUCAGCCCAACAGACGCUUUUGGAACCAUUGAGUUCCAAGGAGGAGGCCACUCCAAUAAAGCCAUGUAUGUACGUGUGUCUUUUGACACAAAACCUGACCUUCUUCUGCAUCUGAUGACCAAAGAGUGGCAGCUUGAGCUCCCUAAACUUCUCAUCUCUGUGCAUGGGGGCCUUCAGAAUUUUGAACUUCAGCCAAAACUCAAGCAAGUCUUUGGAAAAGGCCUCAUUAAGGCUGCUAUGACAACUGGAGCAUGGAUAUUCACUGGAGGAGUAAACACAGGAGUCAUUCGGCAUGUUGGAGAUGCACUGAAAGAUCAUGCCUCAAAAUCUCGAGGGAAGAUCUGCACUAUCGGUAUAGCUCCAUGGGGGAUUGUGGAAAAUCAAGAGGAUCUGAUUGGCAAAGAUGUGGUCCGACCAUACCAGACGAUGUCCAAUCCAAUGAGUAAAUUGACAGUGCUCAACAGUAUGCAUUCUCAUUUUAUUCUGGCUGACAAUGGCACUACUGGUAAAUAUGGAGCAGAAGUGAAACUUCGUAGACAGCUGGAAAAGCACAUUUCACUUCAGAAGAUAAAUACAAGAAUUGGUCAAGGGGUUCCAGUGGUGGCCCUCAUUGUGGAAGGAGGUCCCAAUGUUAUCUCCAUCGUUCUGGAGUACCUAAGAGACACUCCUCCUGUUCCUGUUGUGAUAUGUGAUGGCAGUGGCCGAGCAUCUGACAUCCUUGCCUUUGGUCACAAAUACUCUGAAGAAGGAGGACUUAUCAAUGAGUCUUUGAGGGACCAGUUGCUAGUUACCAUACAGAAGACCUUCACGUAUACCCGAACCCAGGCUCAGCACCUCUUCAUUAUCCUUAUGGAGUGCAUGAAGAAGAAGGAGCUG
Messenger RNA from Mesitornis unicolor (brown roatelo), 1095 nucleotides. Its product is annotated as transient receptor potential cation channel subfamily M member 3-like. The transcript is spliced from 7 exons. The annotation marks the transcript as partial. The record is from RefSeq and is a predicted model, not a curated record. Gene Ontology annotation, molecular function: monoatomic cation channel activity. Gene Ontology annotation, biological process: monoatomic cation transmembrane transport. Lineage: Eukaryota; Metazoa; Chordata; Aves; Mesitornithiformes; Mesitornithidae.